This is a messenger RNA of Gavia stellata (red-throated loon), 351 nucleotides long. RefSeq names its product feather keratin 4-like. Lineage: Eukaryota; Metazoa; Chordata; Aves; Gaviiformes; Gaviidae. Gene Ontology annotation, cellular component: intermediate filament. The transcript has a single exon. Bases 1 to 351 code for a protein of 116 amino acids. The record is from RefSeq and is a predicted model, not a curated record. Gene Ontology annotation, molecular function: structural constituent of cytoskeleton.
AUGUCCUGCUACGAGCGGUGUCCUUCCACCUCCUGUGGCCCAACCCCGCUGGCAAAUAGCUGCAACGAGCCCUGCGUCAGGCAGUGCCAGGACUCAACAGUGGUGAUCCAGCCCUCUCCCGUGGUGGUGACCCUGCCCGGACCCAUCCUCAGCUCCUUCCCCCAGAACACCACUGUGGGAUCCUCAGCGUCUGCAGCUGUUGGGAGCGCUCUCGGUGCCGAGGGAGUGCCUAUCUCCUCGGGCAGCUCCUCAGGAUUUGGGAGCUUUGGCUAUCCAGGCCUGGGCAGUGGGUACAGCCGGCCCUACCGUCGCUACAACACCUACCGCAGUGGCUUCUAUGGGCCGUGCUAA